AUGUCGUACAGUGCGGGUUUUGGGGAUCCUAAUCAACUAGCCCAACGCAUAACUUCUAACAUCCAGAAGAUCACACAAUGCUCUGCUGAAAUACAAAGAAUACUACAUCAGCUUGGAACACCGCAGGACACACCUGAGCUGAGGCAACAGCUGCAGCAGAAACAGCAAUAUACCAACCAGCUUGCCAAAGAAACCGACAAAUACAUUAAAGAGUUUGGAUCUUUGCCUGCAACAAGUGAACAGCGUCAAAGAAAAAUACAGAAAGACCGUCUUGUGGGGGAGUUCACCACAGCACUAGCAAAUUUCCAAAGACUCCAAAGACAGGCUGCUGAGAAAGAAAAAGACUUUGUAGCCAGAGUAAGAGCCAGCUCAAGGGUAUCUGGUGGUGCUCCUGAAGAUAGCUACAAGGAAGGAACACUUGUCUCUUGGGACAGUCAACCACAAGCACAAGUGCAAGAUGAAGAAAUUACAGAAGAUGACCUCCGCCUUAUUGAGGAGAGGGAAUCUUCCAUUAGGCAGCUUGAGGCAGAUAUUAUGGACAUCAAUGAAAUUUUUAAAGAUCUAGGAAUGAUGAUUCAUGAACAAGGUGAUGUGAUAGACAGCAUAGAAGCCAAUGUGGAAAAUGCAGAUGUACAUGUGCAGCAAGCAAACCAGCAGCUGUCAAGAGCAGCAAACUACCAGCAAAGAUCCCGAAAGAAGAUGUGCAUCCUCAUUAUUAUACUUGCUGUUGGAGUAUUGCUUAUUGGAAUCAUCAUAUGGUUAACUACAAGACAACCCUCUGGAAAAAGCAUUGUAACUGGUAGUUAAAUUACGAAAGGAAAUUCCUAGUCAUGGUUUGCUCGUUGUGAAGCUGAGUAAAAUAACGGUUCUGUACUUCAUCACACUUACUUUUUUAUAAGACUUUUUGUUUUAACCUGAGAAAUAACAUUCUCAGUACUUCUGUCAGUGUAACUGCCCGCCCUGUUGGAUGUGGGUGCUGUCUUACCAGAAAAAAACAGUCACGGUUGUAGACUGUUCCGUUAACUUAAACAUAAAAACCUCUUAAGGUUUAGGGGGCUAAUCAAAAUCUGGAUAAUUUAUUUUGAUGAGGCAGGUAGUAAUCUUUUGGGAUAUUGCUAAAUGUUGCUGCCAAAACAAACUCCUGAAUUGUUGCUUAAGGCAACGAAUUCACAUCCCAGAAUUUGUUUUUAAGUUAGAAAUGUCUUUCUAUCUCU
This is a messenger RNA of Tauraco erythrolophus (red-crested turaco), 1214 nucleotides long. It is a transcript of the gene STX7, whose product is annotated as syntaxin 7. The record is from RefSeq and is a predicted model, not a curated record. Gene Ontology annotation, biological process: vesicle-mediated transport; vesicle fusion; intracellular protein transport. Gene Ontology annotation, cellular component: endomembrane system; synaptic vesicle; membrane. Gene Ontology annotation, molecular function: SNARE binding; SNAP receptor activity. Lineage: Eukaryota; Metazoa; Chordata; Aves; Musophagiformes; Musophagidae.